Messenger RNA from Zasmidium cellare ATCC 36951, 1188 nucleotides. RefSeq lists its product as uncharacterized. Gene Ontology annotation, molecular function: GTP binding. The coding region runs from base 1 to 1188 and encodes 395 amino acids. Gene Ontology annotation, biological process: tRNA wobble uridine modification; tRNA methylation. The record is from RefSeq and is a predicted model, not a curated record. The transcript has 4 exons. Lineage: Eukaryota; Fungi; Ascomycota; Dothideomycetes; Mycosphaerellales; Mycosphaerellaceae. Gene Ontology annotation, cellular component: cytoplasm.
AUGGCAGAUUCAAAAAGGGUCAUCCGCAUCGCGGUGAUGGGCGUGACAGGCUCUGGAAAAAGCACGUUCAUUCAAAAGGCCAGUCAGCAAAAGGUCGCCAUCGGACAUGACUACACUUCUCUCACCUCCGAGGUCGUCUCCUACGACUUCGAAAUGGACGGACACAGCAUCUCCCUAAUCGACACCCCCGGUUUCAACGACACCCUCCGCAGCGAAGCCCAAGUCUUGACGGAGAUAGCAAACUAUCUCGAAAUCACCUAUCGGGUACAACAUUUAAAGUUGGAUGGCAUCGUCUACAUGCAGUCCAUCAUGGACGAAAGGAUGUACGGGUCAUCUCUGCGCAACCUCAAAAUGUUCAGAGAUCUUUGUGGUGAUUCGCCGAUGAAGAACGUCGUGCUGGUGACAAACCGCUGGGAGCAGGCUCGAGCUUUGGGAGACUUCGAUAAGGCCAGGGAGAAAGAACAGCAACUACGCACGAGCAGUCUCUUCUGGGAACCCCUGAUGAAACGAGGAGCCGAAAUGCUGCGCUGGGAAGACGCCCAACAAGCCUCCGCCUUCGCCGUAAUCCGCAAAUUCCUCACCAAAAACGCCGAAGUCCUCCAGAUCCAGACCGAGAUCGUCGAGCAAGGCAAGAAACUAAUCGACACCACCGCCGGCACGACCGUCAACGAGGAAGUCCUGAAAAAGGACAAGGAAUACCAACUCGAACUGUCCAAAAUCCGGCAGGAGCUUAACGACGCCAAAGCCGCGCACGGCCAGGAACUCGAGGAGGUGCUGUCGGAGUCGAAGCGCGACUACGAGCGCAAGCUCGACCGGGUGCGCGACGAGCAGGAGAUUCUGCGGUACGAGCGGCGCAGCGAGACGCGGCGGAUGCAGAAUGAAAUGGACGAUUUGCGGGCGGCGUAUAAUCGCAAGCUCGACGAACAGCUGAGUGCGCAGCGGAUUGGUUACGAGAAUGUUAUUGCGGAGUUGCGGGCUAAUAGUAGCAAGCUUCGUCCCGAGCAACAUGAGUGCGUGCAGGAGGAGAUCAAGGCCAUGGAGAGGAAGCCGAAGAAGGAGCGGUCGGCGAGUACUUUGCUGAUGAAUUUGAUUCCUAUGCUGGGCAAUCUUGCGUUGGGGUUGGUGGUGCCGUCUCCGGUCCUGGAUAUCAUUUCGUCGUUAUGGAGUUUCAUCGGUGGGAACCAGUGA